GGAUUUUCUUUUCUGUGAUCAUCACAUAUGGAUGCUUGUGAAUAUUUAAAGCCCGAGGUAUUCACAAAUGUACCUGGACCUCGUUCCAAAACUUUGAUAAAACAACUUAAUGAAGUUCAAGACUCAAGGAGAGUCAUAGUAUUUACAGAUAUGGAAAAGAGUCGUGGUUGCUAUCUUGUAGAUGCCGAUGGAAACGUUUUACUCGAUCUUUUCGGUCAAAUUGCAUCUCUUCCUUUGGGAUACAAUCAUCCUACACUACUUGAAGCUCUCAAAAGUCCAGAAUUCCCAUCAUACUUUGUACAGAGACCGGCUCUCGCAAUCUUCCCUCCAAUACAGUGGUACAAAGUUUUGAAAGAAGCUUUGUUAAGUGUAGCACCUAAAGGACUCUCAGAAGUGUUUACUUUUUGUAGUUGUGGAUCAGUUGCGAAUGAAAAUGCUUUCAAAGCUGCGUUCAUUUGGAAAGCUUCGAUAAUCAAAGGAAGAAAUACUCCUACUGAGGAAGAGUUGAAUAGCGCUAUCGGAAAUAGACAGCCAGGUGCACCCGAAAUGGCCAUACUGUCCUUUGAAAAAGCUCUUCAUGGUAGAACUUUGGGGGCUCUAUCGACAACACAUUCGAAAGGAAUUCAUAAAGUAGAUAUUCCAGCCUUUGCUUGGCCUAUUGCUCCCUUUCCUAAUCUUUUGUUUCCAUUGGACAAGCACAGAAUACAGAAUGAAUAUGAGGAAGAAUAUUGCUUGCAAAAGAUAGAAUACAUACUGCAGACUUCUGCUAUAACCAUUGCUGGAGUCAUAGUCGAACCAAUCCUUUCUGAAGGAGGGGAUUUAAUAGCCACUCCUUCUUUCUAUUGUAAAUUGAGGCAAUUAGCAGAAUUUUAUCAGAUUGCUUUUAUAGUGGACGAAGUGCAAACUGGCUGCGGUUCAACUGGAACGUUUUGGGCACAUGAACAGUGGCAACUCGAAAAUCCGCCAGAUAUUGUCACCUUUGGGAAGAAGAUGCAGGUGUCAGGGUUUUACACGAAAAUGGAAUUUCGACCCCCUCAACCGUCACGUAUUUCAAACACUUGGAUGGGCGAUCCUCUUCGUCUGUUGCUUUGUGAAAAAAUCAUAAAAGAAAUAGAGAGUAGGCAGUUGCUGGAGAGAGUCAGUAACGUUGGAGCCUUUAUUAGCCUUGGUUUGGAACAGCUAAGCGAAAGUUAUCCGGAAACAAUAUCCAAUGUCCGAGGAUUAGGAACCUUCCUUGCAUUUGAUAGUUCCACUGAGUCUAUCCGUGAUAUAAUUCUUACAAAAGCGAGAAACAAGGGUCUCCUUCUGGGAGAAUGCGGUAUAAAGACUGUUCGUCUUCGACCUCCUCUCAUUUUGCAGCUGAGAGAAGCCAAGGUUUUUCUCGAACUCCUUUCUCAAGUUUUAAAAACUAUAUCUUCGAAUUCAGACUAAAUCAUUCGAUAUGCGAAAGCUACCUUAUCUAUUCUUGAAACCUUUUACUCUAGAACUGCAGGAAAAGACAAUGCCUCCUAUAGCUCGAAAGGAAUCUUUUCUAUCACAAUAGAAGAAACGAGACGAACCGAUAUCCGCUUUUUGUUUCACCUAUUCCCUUUGCCUGCUUUGUCAAAGUUCAUUUGCACUUGAUAACUUUUCUGUUUUUUGGGGGUCACUUGUUACCACAAUCUAUAGCAAGGGAGACAAUACAAUCUGUUUCUUUGGACAACGGAAAUAGUUAUCUUUAGAAUCAUUAGGAUUUAAGUUUGAUAGGAUCGAUUCUUUUCUAUGCUUCUAGUUUGUCAACUCCGCUACUGUUGCAUCUCCCUACUAAGGUAGCUUUGAUAAUGCUGUGCAAUGCUUUGAUUGAUUGACUCAUCACUAGACUCUCGAGUGAAGCUCCUCGCGACUUGACUUUUCAGAGUGUGGCGCUUUAUAUUAUACUACUUUAUUCAGAUCACCGUUCUAAAAGCAUUCUUUUUAGAUUGUUCAUCUCAUUUUAACUAUCCAGCUACUUGUCCGCAGUUUUUAGACUUUUCUCAUUGAAUGAAUAGAAAGUUACUAUU
Messenger RNA from Galdieria sulphuraria, 2039 nucleotides. RefSeq names its product 4-aminobutyrate transaminase. The record is from RefSeq and is a predicted model, not a curated record. Bases 28 to 1431 code for a protein of 467 amino acids. Gene Ontology annotation, cellular component: mitochondrion. Gene Ontology annotation, molecular function: pyridoxal phosphate binding. The transcript is spliced from 6 exons. NCBI's taxonomy places the organism in Eukaryota, Rhodophyta, Bangiophyceae, Galdieriales, Galdieriaceae. Gene Ontology annotation, biological process: GABA catabolic process.